This is a messenger RNA of Terrapene triunguis (Three-toed box turtle), 5188 nucleotides long. It is a transcript of the gene TNPO2, whose product is annotated as transportin 2. Gene Ontology annotation, biological process: protein import into nucleus. Gene Ontology annotation, cellular component: cytoplasm; nucleus. The record is from RefSeq and is a predicted model, not a curated record. Gene Ontology annotation, molecular function: small GTPase binding; nuclear import signal receptor activity. Lineage: Eukaryota; Metazoa; Chordata; Testudines; Emydidae. The transcript is spliced from 24 exons. Bases 12 to 2678 code for a protein of 888 amino acids.
AGCUCUGCACCAUGGAUUGGCAGCCAGAUGAGCAGGGACUACAGCAAGUGCUGCAGUUACUCAAAGAUUCCCAGUCUCCUAACACGGCCACGCAGCGUGUUGUCCAAGAUAAACUGAAGCAACUGAACCAAUUCCCCGACUUCAAUAACUACCUGAUAUUUGUCUUGACACGGCUGAAAUCGGAAGACGAACCGACUCGCUCGCUCAGCGGGCUGAUCCUGAAGAACAACGUGAAGGCGCACUACCAGAGCUUCCCCCAGCCCGUGGCGGAGUUCAUCAAACAGGAAUGUCUGAACAACAUUGGCGACGCUUCCUCUCUUAUCCGAGCCACUAUCGGGAUUCUCAUUACCACCAUAGCUUCCAAGGGGGAGCUUCAGAUGUGGCCGGAGCUCCUGCCGCAGCUAUGCAACUUGCUGAACUCCGAAGACUACAACACGUGUGAGGGGGCCUUCGGUGCCUUGCAGAAGAUCUGUGAGGAUUCUUCCGAACUCCUGGACAGCGAUGCUCUGAAUCGACCCCUGAACAUCAUGAUUCCCAAGUUCCUUCAGUUCUUCAAGCACUGCAGCCCCAAGAUCAGGUCCCAUGCCAUCGCCUGUGUGAAUCAGUUCAUCAUGGACCGAGCUCAGGCGCUGAUGGAUAACAUCGACACCUUCAUCGAGCACUUGUUCGCUCUGGCGGUGGACGAAGACCCCGAGGUUCGGAAGAACGUCUGCCGAGCGCUGGUGAUGCUGCUAGAGGUCCGGAUCGAUCGUCUGAUCCCUCACAUGCACAGUAUCAUUCAGUACAUGCUGCAGAGGACCCAGGACAACGACGAGAACGUGGCCUUGGAAGCCUGCGAGUUCUGGCUGACGCUAGCCGAGCAGCCCAUCUGCAAAGAGGUGCUGUCCUCACAUCUAGUGCAAUUGAUUCCGAUCUUGGUGAAUGGAAUGAAAUACUCUGAAAUCGAUAUCAUAUUGCUAAAGGGGGAUGUGGAAGAGGACGAGGCCAUCCCAGACAGCGAGCAGGACAUCAAGCCCCGUUUCCACAAGUCGCGCACCGUCACGCUGCAGCACGAGGAGGACCGGACGCAGGAUGACGAGGACGGGGAGGAUGAGGACGACGACGACGACACGCUGUCGGACUGGAACCUGAGGAAGUGUUCGGCCGCGGCCCUGGACGUCCUGGCCAACGUGUUCCGAGACGAGCUCCUCCCGCACCUCCUCCCGCUGCUCAAGGGCCUGCUCUUCCACCCCGAGUGGGUCAUCAAAGAGUCUGGCAUUCUAGUCCUGGGGGCCAUUGCUGAAGGCUGCAUGCAGGGCAUGGUGCCCUACCUCCCCGAGCUCAUCCCGCACCUGAUCCAGUGCCUCUCGGACAAGAAGGCCCUGGUGCGCUCCAUCGCCUGCUGGACCCUCAGCCGCUACGCCCACUGGGUGGUGAGCCAGCCCCCCGACAUGCACCUCAAGCCGCUGAUGACGGAGCUGCUCAAACGCAUCCUCGACAGCAACAAGAGGGUGCAGGAGGCAGCCUGCAGCGCCUUUGCAACCCUGGAGGAGGAGGCUUGCACGGAGCUGGUCCCUUACCUCAGCUUCAUCCUGGACACCCUGGUGUUUGCCUUUGGGAAAUACCAGCACAAGAACUUGCUGAUCCUGUACGAUGCUAUUGGCACCCUCGCCGAUUCCGUGGGGCAUCACCUAAACCAGCCGGAGUAUAUCCAGAAGCUGAUGCCCCCUCUGAUCCAGAAGUGGAAUGAACUGAAGGAUGAGGACAAGGAUCUCUUCCCUCUGUUAGAAUGCUUGUCGUCUGUAGCAACCGCUCUCCAGAGUGGCUUCCUUCCGUACUGUGAACCCGUCUACCAGCGCUGCGUGACGCUGGUGCAGAAAACGCUGGCGCAGGCCAUGAUGUACAAUCAGCAACCGGACCAGUAUGAGGCCCCCGACAAAGAUUUCAUGAUCGUGGCGCUGGAUCUGCUGAGCGGCUUGGCGGAGGGCUUAGGGUGCCAUGUGGAGCAGCUGGUGGCCAGAAGCAACAUUAUGACGUUGCUCUUCCAGUGCAUGCAGGACACCAUGCCGGAGGUUCGGCAGAGCUCCUUCGCCCUCUUGGGAGACCUCACCAAAGCCUGCUUCAUGCACGUCAAGCCCUGUAUCGCUGAGUUCAUGCCCAUCCUGGGCACCAACCUGAACCCGGAGUUUAUCUCGGUGUGCAAUAACGCUACCUGGGCCAUUGGGGAGAUCUGCAUGCAGAUGGGGGCGGAAAUGCAGCCGUACGUCCAGAUGGUCCUGAACAACCUAGUGGAGAUUAUCAACCGGCCAAACACCCCCAAAACGCUGCUGGAGAACACAGCCAUCACCAUCGGACGCCUGGGUUACGUUUGUCCUCAAGAGGUCGCGCCGAUGCUACAGCAGUUUAUCAGACCCUGGUGUACGUCUCUGCGGAACAUCCGUGAUAACGAGGAGAAGGACUCUGCCUUCCGCGGCAUCUGCAUGAUGAUCGGGGUGAAUCCCGGCGGAGUCGUGCAGGACUUUAUUUUCUUCUGCGAUGCUGUUGCUUCGUGGGUGAGCCCUAAGGAUGACCUGAGGGACAUGUUUUAUAAGAUUCUUCAUGGCUUCAAAGACCAAGUUGGCGAGGAGAACUGGCAGCAGUUCUCGGAGCAGUUCCCGCCUCUGCUGAAGGAGAGGCUAGCUGCAUUCUACGGGGUCUAGGCAACGCAGAGAAACCGAACUAGGUUCCUGUAUGUGCUGGGAGGGUUACUGGGAACUCGUCCACAGGUGUUGCAGAGCCCUGUUAAUGGGGGGUUAGGGAGGAAGGGAGGAGCAUUGUGGGACAUAAAAUGACUUCCCUCCCAUCUCCUGAAAUUUAAAGGGGGGGGACCGCCGAGAUCAAUUCAAACAAGCAACCAGGGAAUCUCAGCGAUUGGGAAAAGGGGCUCUUUCCUCCUUUUUCAGAGGUCAUCUCUGGUAGAUGGGGAUGGGGUGGGGGUUGGCCGUGGGCCGAAAUAGGGGAGCGAUCUUAAACUGCAACACUUCCUGAGAAGGGGAUCUAACUAGGGCCAUAAUAGAAAAGGACUAGCUAAUAAUAAUAAUAAUUUAAAAAAAAAUCAUUUAAAGGCUAGGUUUUAAAAACAAAGAUAUGAAUAAAAAGCUAAAAUUGGAUAAAAAGUUCUAAUGGUUAAAAAUCUAGCUGUCGAGAACGGAAGGGUUAAACUAUAAUAAACACAAGGUUAUACUACUGUAUAAAUAUUACCAGUCACCGGUGUUUGAGAUCAGCUUUUCCUCACCUCUUCCAGACUGCAUGGUGACAGAAGUAGACUAGCAAUCCUGUGAGUAGCCCAUAAUUAAGUGUAAUCGUUUUUCAUCUAGAAACUUAAAACAGCAAGAAAAAAACCUUUUCUGAAAUAGUUUCCAUGGCAGCGUUUACUGGAUGCGAUGCAUAAAACCCCCCAACCCAUAAGGAUCUCCUCAGCCGAGAUCCAGUCGAUUUCUAUUGUGAAGGGGGCCCUUGUAACGAAUACUGUCGGAGAAGCAUGUUUUUUAUAAAAAAGAAAAAAAUCAAAAUACACAGUGCAGUGAAUUCUCUUAACCUGUCCUUCAGCUACAGCCAGAGGGAGGUGAAAGUGACACAGGUGGGAUUGUAAGUGAUGCGGUUGUAUCAUGCAUAGGCUGGACAUCCCAUCUUCACCUGGUUUAUAGCGCCACCUGAUCAGGGAGACAUGUACUGCACUCAGUCCCAAGUAACACAGUUCAUUACGGUUAAUUAUGCUUUCUGUCUUAAUGGAGUUUAUGCCACAUCUGCUACUUCAGUUUACAAAAUAAAAGAGGGCAGUCCAGAUAGUGGAGCACAGAGGAGAUGGAAGUGUAGCUUUGUGUAGGCAACAGUCACAUUUCUUUUUAAGACAAGUCCAUAAAUUCUGCUACAUGCUCAGUUGGAGUCUUGACAAGACUCCCAUGAAUUUUAGUCCCCCGUUUAUUUAAAAAAUAAAUCAGGGGUUGGUUAUGCGGAAAGCUUUUGACUUGGUGUAACCACAGCUUUUUAACUGUAAAUGAGGUAAUGUGCUGUGAAAGCAUCGUUUGACAGCCUGGGUGUUUUUUGACUUGCCACUAGUCAGAAGGAAGCUGUAUGGGGGAAAGAAAGGGGAACGUUUAAUCCUUUAAAGGUGAAAGAAUAACGGAGUGGUGGUGGGGGGGUACUGCCAGUUGUCGGGAAGCGUCUGAGUCUGCUUGAUCUGUCUGUAAUCAGCUGAGCUGUGGGAUGAAGAGAAAUCAUUUCCCAAAGUGACACGCACCAAGGGAAAUUCCAGUUCUCCUGAGAAGAGACGCGGCUGGGAUGCUGAUUUUCUCCAAGUGCAGGUUGGGGAGAACUCUUCACCAACUCCUUCCUGGAUUCUUUUUUUAAAAAAACUGAAAGUCACUCAGGUGACAGCAGGACGAACCUGUGGUUGAACUGUGGAAAGUCUGACCCUUCUCGAGGCUGCAGCCACACCUGUUGUAAAAGUACCGUGCAGUGAGGAACCCACCGUCUCCUUUUGGCUGGCAGUGUCAUGCAGGGUGUGGGGAACCAAUUUACUAAAGCAGCAGUUGGUCACUCUAGGAUCAGUCGUGCUGCACCUGUGUCUAUUGAAAGCAUUUGUUUGUGGGAUCACUCAGUAACUUAAGCUUCACUGAUCCUUUCCCUUCAUCCUCCCUGGUUAUUUUUCAGCACUUCCUUUCCCUCCUUUUUCUAUACUUUUUUUUUUUUUUUAAGCUUUCUUUUAACGCCCCCUAAGUUUUUGCACUCGAGUUCACCGGUGCAAUAGGCCUUCGCACCACAAAAUUUUGCGCAUAACAGCCUGGCUGGCUUAGUGUCCACUGUUGUUUUCACUGGCUGGCGUAGCCCCAAGCCUUGCUCCCACCCAUCUCUCCCGCUGAAGAUCUUGAGGGGUGGGGAGAGACUCAAGCAGCAUUCAGCCCUAAGUGCAUCUCUACCUUAGAGGAAGGAAGGGAUGGGGAACGAAAGAGAUGCAUUCCUUCACUUCAGCCUCCUUUUUUUAUUUUUAUUUUUUAUUGGUAUAAGACUUGAGCAGGUCUCUGGGAAACUAUCAGAUGUUUUUCUCUUUUGCAUUUUGAUGCUUUAUUUUAAAGCAUUUCCUUUCCCUCCAUUCCUGCAGAGAGGGAUGAAACCUGGAUUUCCAUUAGAGCAGGGGUCUGGUGUGAUUUUUUUUUUAAAUGCAUGAACA